GGAGCUGCCCCCCCCCCGUGCCGGCUCCCCCCGUACCGGGGGCGGGUCCGGGGCGGGGAUUCGGAGCCGGUUCCCGGGCGGAGGGUGCAGCCAUGUCCUUCUGCUCCUUCCUCGGGGGAGAGGUGUUCAAAGACCACUUCCAGCCGGGCAUCUACGUCUGUGCCAAGUGUGGCCAUGAGCUCUUCUCCAGCCGUGCCAAGUACGAGCACUCAUCCCCAUGGCCAGCCUUCACCGAGACCGUCCACGAGGACAGCGUGUCCAAGCGCAAGGAGCGGCCAGGGGCGCUAAAGGUGUCUUGUGGCAAGUGUGGCAACGGGCUUGGCCAUGAAUUCCUCAACGAUGGCCCGAAGAUGGGGCAGUCCCGCUUCUGAAUAUUCAGCAGCUCGCUCAAGUUCGUCCCAAAAGGCAAAGCAGACAAGGACCUGAAGGAGAAGUAAGCGAGCUGCUCUAUGUGACAUAUGGCUCUUGGGCUGAUCCUGCGUUCACACCUUGGUGUUCACUGUCCAGCCAAGGGGAUACCAGGAGCAAGAGAAACCCCGAAGAAGCUCCUGGUUUCCCCGGGCUGGUUCCCUCUCAGGGUUGCUGCGAUUUGGGUUACCAAGAGGAGCUGGAGGAGGCAAGGGGAAAGGGAGCUGCUGGAGCUUUGUGUGUGCUGGGUGGCAGAUUGUGUGACCUGUGUCAGAGGGUCUUCCACACAAAUUGGGGUGAUGGAAAAGCUACAGAUCUUCAUUUUACCCACCCUUACUUACACCUCUCCUCAGCCAUCUGCUUUCCCCAGCAUCCUCACCUCUGCCGGCAGCAGCUACUCCUGCCUCCUUUUGGUGUUGUCCAUGGGAGCAGCACAGAGAUGUCCUGUCUCUGCUGAGCUCUGGGGUGGUUUUGCUGUCGACUUCAGCCGAGCCAGGACACUCUGAAAUCACAGCCAGGAGGGACCAAUUCCACCGUGGCACUGAUGCAAUCCAGAGUCACUCCGCUGGCAUUUCCAGGGAGUAACAUGGGAUUAGCUGAGGUCAGAGCCUGGGUUAAUCUCUGGUGCUAUUCUGGGCUGGGAUCAUUGUAUGAAUUGCCCUAUAUAAACCCUUCCAGGGUGCUAGAGCAACGAUGAUUUUAUGAUCCUGCUGGACAGCAUGCAGGUAUUUUACCCCUCUGCCCAUCUUGCACAUAGUAGAGAUGGUUCUAGAUUUCCCUUGUCCUCUGGGUUUGAUUCUGCCUUGGCUUUACACCAGAUUUAUCACUGUGCUAUGAACCCCAGUGGCACUGACGGCUCCUCCUUGCCGUACGCCGGUGUGAGGGAGGCUGCCAUGGGGCUCAGGGGCUGCACUUUGCACAACUUGGGCUUUAGGAAUCAAUAUCUGCGUUCCUUCUGUGCUCGGAAGGGCUGUGGCACUGAUUUCUCCUUCAUUCAGCAUCUGAUUUGUGGCCUUCCCUUCAAAUCCUCCUCUUCAAGAUCAAGCCACAAGGCUUUUUGAAGACAGUAGACUUGUUGCUGGUGCUGUUACGGUGCAGCGGUGCUAAGGGGCACAUUGGAGGCUUUUCUCUACGUGCAUUUUGCCUCAGUCCUACUGUUACGACAGCACCAAUAAGAGGCGCAAUACACUGGCUCAGUACCUGGAGCCCACUGCUGGUCUUGUACCUCUUUCAACAUGGAAAAUAAAGCACUGAUUCACUGUGUU
Messenger RNA from Cuculus canorus (common cuckoo), 1673 nucleotides. It is a transcript of the gene MSRB1, whose product is annotated as methionine sulfoxide reductase B1. The transcript has 4 exons. NCBI's taxonomy places the organism in Eukaryota, Metazoa, Chordata, Aves, Cuculiformes, Cuculidae. Gene Ontology annotation, molecular function: peptide-methionine (R)-S-oxide reductase activity. The record is from RefSeq and is a predicted model, not a curated record.